AUGGCUCCUAGCAAGAAAGGAGCGCAAAAGCCCAAGGCGAAUGCGGCGGAGGACGUGGAAGAGACCUUCCAGGCCGUGGUCCUCGCCGACACUUUCGAGACGAGAUUUGAGCCCUUCACCCGCGAAAAGCCCAGGUGUCUUCUGCCACUCGCCAACACACCUCUUAUCGAAUACACUCUUGAGUUCCUGGCCAAUGCAGGCGUGGAGGAGGUUUUCCUUUACGGUGGAGCGCAUUCGGACCAGCUCGAGAAAUACAUCAAUGCCUCAAAAUGGAGAGCCCUCUCUUCCCCCUUCAAGCACCUGAGCUUCCUCAAAUCCACAUCCACGUCCGUUGGUGAUGUGAUGCGUGAUUUGGACGGCAAGCACCUGAUCACCGGAGACUUCAUCGUUGUGAGCGGCGAUGUAAUCAGCAACUUGCCUAUCGAAGGUGCGCUCGCUGCCCACAGGACCCGCCGGGAAACGGACAAGAACGCAAUCAUGACCAUGGUUCUAAGAGAAGCCGGCCGCAACCACCGCACAAAGUCCACCUCAACUUCGCCCGUGUUUGUCAUCGACCCUACCAAGAACCGGUGCGUUCACUACGAGGAGAUCGACCGCAGCCCUGACUGCACUGAGCAAGCCCGGAUAAGCAUUGAGACCGAGACCAUUUUGGAGUUCCCCGAGCUAGAUAUCCGUCAGGAUUUGAUCGAUUGCAGCAUCGAUAUCUGCACACCGGAUGUGCUGAGCUUGUGGUCUGAUAGUUUCGAUUACCAGACUCCCCGGAAACAGUUCUUGUACGGUGUUUUGAAGGAUUACGAGCUGAACGGCAAGACCCUUCACACAUAUAUCAUCAAUGAUAACUAUGCUGCGCGCGUGCGCAACCUCAAGGCUUAUGAUGCUAUCAGCAAGGAUAUCAUCUCUCGCUGGGCUUACCCCUUGUGCCCUGAUACCAACUUGCUUCCUGGUCACACUUACAACCUCCGCAAGGGCAGCCUGUACCAAGAACAGGGUGUGACACUUGCGCGGUCUUGUGUUAUCGGCCGCCGCACUGUCAUCGGCCAGGGAACCAGCAUCGGAGACCGGACCACCGUUCACAGCACCACUCUCGGCCGUAACUGCAAGAUCGGCCGCAAUGUCAAGCUGGAUGGGGCAUACAUCUGGGACAACGUCGUCAUCGGUGACAACACCGAUGUACGUGGUGCCAUCAUCGCCGACGGCGUCGUCAUUGGCAAGAACUGCAACAUUGCAACCGGCGCGCUCAUUUCCUUCGGCGUAAAGAUUGCAGACGGCAUUUCAGUAGAGAGCGGCAAGCGUAUCACAAAAACACGCAUGGACGGCAGCAGAGCCAAAAGCGAUCCCUCAGUCGUCGGCGAAGAAGGUGAAGGCUACGAAUUUAUCCAUGGCGAAGAAGAUGACAGCGACGACGAUGACGAAGACGACGAGAGCAUCGCCUCUUCAGGACUCAUCUACCGCAUGCCCGGUCUUUCCCUCUCCUCUGCCUCAAUCUCAACCCUAUCCUCAGAACUAUCACAAGGAUCCUGGCCACACUCCGGCCGCAGCAGUUUCUCCACAGAUCACGAAGAACAAGACAACUUCCACCAUGACGCCUCGGCUAGCGUAUUCGAUAGUCUGCGCGAAGGUGUUUCCGCCGACGUUGUCCAGCUCGAGCUUGUCAGUCUGCGCAUGACAGCCAACGCAUCAGACAACCAAGUCCGUCGCGCUAUCGUUUCCUCAUUCAUGAAGCAUAUCCAACAGUUGAUGGAAGCGGGCAAGGGUGCCGGCCAGGCUGUUAGCGAGGUCUUCUCGAAAUACAAGGAGGUUGUUGAACGGACGCUAUUCGAUCGGCAGAAGGAGCAGAAGAAGGAUCAGGUUGAUUUAUUGCUUGUGCUUCAGCAGGACCUCGUUCAUCGCUCCAAGGGUGAUACUGUUUUGCUGUUUACUGCUAAGAGUCUUUAUGAGCUCGAGCUUGUUGAUGAGGAGGCUUAUGAUCAGUGGUGGAAUGAUGAGCGGUCUAGUGCUACUGAGGAAAUGAGGACGGUUCGUGGUCAGGCUCAACAGUUUGUUGAUUGGUUGGCUGAGGCUGAGGAGGAGAGCAGUGAGGAAGAGGAUAGUGACGAGGAGGAGAGUGAUGAUGAGUAG
Messenger RNA from Penicillium antarcticum, 2118 nucleotides. RefSeq names its product translation initiation factor eIF2B catalytic subunit epsilon. Gene Ontology annotation, biological process: biosynthetic process. The coding region runs from base 1 to 2118 and encodes 705 amino acids. The transcript has 4 exons. Lineage: Eukaryota; Fungi; Ascomycota; Eurotiomycetes; Eurotiales; Aspergillaceae. The record is from RefSeq and is a predicted model, not a curated record. Gene Ontology annotation, molecular function: guanyl-nucleotide exchange factor activity; translation initiation factor activity; translation initiation factor binding. Gene Ontology annotation, cellular component: eukaryotic translation initiation factor 2B complex.